Molecule: messenger RNA, 2238 nt
Organism: Astyanax mexicanus (Mexican tetra)
Lineage: Eukaryota; Metazoa; Chordata; Actinopteri; Characiformes; Acestrorhamphidae
Gene: znf326
Product: zinc finger protein 326
Exons: 13
Coding region: 533-1984 (483 amino acids)
Biological process (GO): regulation of DNA-templated transcription elongation
Cellular component (GO): DBIRD complex; nucleus
Molecular function (GO): DNA binding
Source: RefSeq, a predicted model, not a curated record
CCACACAAGGGUUAAAUACAUUUGUACAUUUGUGUCAGCAAUGACUGUUCUUACCUAGAGUAAACGGAGCAACGACAACACUCACACAUUUGAUAGUGAAGGAGUGAAGCUUCCACACCUGAGUCACAUCAUCAGCCAAUCAGAACCCGUCCUGAGAUUGAGUUCAGGUGAGUUAGUGAGGUCUGAUUAACCAGCACCGCAGUGCUGAGCUUCCUCGCGCUAGUUUAAACUCUACCGCUCUGAUUAAACCCUGGCUUCAGAUUAGCUGUGGUCUAUUUAGCGUCUAGUUAAUCCCGGUCCUCUGUUUGGGUGAGUGUACCGUCUGUUUUGGGUUUUUGGGCCUUUUCUGCUUCUGUUAACGGUGUCUGGACAGGCACAUGUUAAUCAGACACUGUCCAAAUCCAAUCAUCCUGAACUAUAGUCUAUAACUGGCGAGGAACUGGCCUGCUGGAUUCAGUUAAUGCUGCAGUUCAGGCCCUGUAUAACUCAGCAGUGUGUGUGUGUUUGUCUGUGAACUCAAAGUUGUAGGACAAUGACUUCUGGAGAUUCAAGAGGAAGGUUCUCUGAAUAUGCUCCAACACCACUGGGUCAGGAGACCCAUGGUCUUUUUGAAAAUUUUGCAGAUGGAGGUCAGUCAUUGAUGUCAGCACCUGGGAGUGCAGAGAAUUGUUGCGGUUGGCCAGAGUUCAGGUUGUUUCCAUCUGACUCGUCAGAAUCCUUUGAGACGGACAGCUCUGGCGGAUAUGGAGCCUAUGAAUCUUUUCACCUGCUGACCCCGAAUAUCGGACACUGUAACAGAGGAUAUGGGGACGUUCGCUCUGGUGCCUGGACUGAUGACAUGCCGAUAGGUUGGCGAAUGCCGUACCGAGGAUCUUCUGGAAGGUCCAGGUCUCCACAGUCGGACUGCGGUGGGAGAAAUAACUAUUCCUCCUAUAAUGACCAUCCGGCUCCUUUCAGCUCCUGUACCACCUCACACACCAAGCCUGCUCCCAUUGGCUCCUGUGGCAGAGCCAGGUCUGUGUAUAUAGAGCACCUGUAUGGAGUGAGGGGAGGAGACACUGCAGCAGAGUGCAGAGCCAAAAGCAGAGGCUUUUGUGGGCUGAGUGGAGCUUCUGGGAUUCAGAACAGUCGAUCUAAUGCAGCAGUGCCAGUGUUCAGAGGGACUAAGCGGAAGAUGACGGCUCCAGCGUCUCCGGGCAAAUUCGGCAAGAAGCCGAAGAUUGUUAAAGCAGUUCCUAGAAAGGAAACUGGUGCAGCACUGAAAUUCACACAGCACAGUCCAGAAUCACUUGGAAAGGAUAUGAGCACAGAAGAUGCGGAGGAUAAGAAAUUUCGUGUUCGAGAGAAACGGAGACGCAGACGAGAGAAGAACCAUGAGAAAUAUGGAGACAAACACAGACUGGCCUUCACGUGUGCGUUUUGUAAGUUUCGCACAUUUGAAGACAAAGACAUUGAGAAGCACUUCGGGAGCACAUAUCACCGUGAAACACUCGACUACAUCCGACGACAAGCCAAAUUUGAUGACCGUGUCAUCGGCUUUCUUCACGACUGCAUGGUGCACAAGUUCCGGAAAACAGUGUCUGCUUUGUGCAAAUUGCGAACAGUUACUGACAAGAAAACAAAUCAAGAAAUAAUGGAAGGUGUGACUGAGGAUGACUACAUGAGGAAGGUGGAGGUGGUGCACUGUAUGGCCUGUGGAACGUACGUCCCUGCGUUCUUCACUUCAGUCCAGCAGCAUCUCAGUUCUCCCAUUCACUUAAAGAGCAAAGUGGUGUAUAAAGAGCAGCUGAAAAGGGAGAGCGUGCUCACAGCCAAAGCUAUAAUCAAUAACGACAGUGUCAAAGUUCGCUAUGAGAAGUAUAUGAAGGGAGAAGACCCGUUUGUAAACGAUUGUAAAGAAGAGUUGAGUUCGGAUUCGUCUGAACAGGACAGACCUGAUGAAGCUGAAGAUGAUAAAGUGGAAUCUGGUGACCUGAAUGAAUGAGUGUGAAAUAGUGAUGAGUUGAUGAGUACUGAACAAUAACUGUGUAUUCUGGUCUUCGUUUGUGUUCCUGAAGCUCCUCUAAUUGAAGCGAGUCUGGUUGGUUGUUUGGUUUUUGCCUCUUUAGUUAAAUAUAAUGUGUGUUUUUUUUGUUUGACGUUAAGGCAGGAUCACUGUUCCUAUUAAUAUGCAAAUACUAAAGUAACCCAUGUGGCUGUAAGGAAGAUGCAUGUCUACAAUUAAAUUAUAUAACACAA